Nezara viridula (southern green stink bug) is the source of this 128-nucleotide messenger RNA. NCBI's taxonomy places the organism in Eukaryota, Metazoa, Arthropoda, Insecta, Hemiptera, Pentatomidae. The record is from the annotation of a GenBank genome assembly.
AUGAGUGGAUUUGGAUGAUUGAGAGUAGAAGAAUGAAAUGUUGUGUACUUGUUGAGCAUGUAGGAUUUUACUUUUGUGUGAUUUGAAAUAAACCAAGGAGCAUUGAUGAUUUUACGAAGUAUUUACGA